Molecule: messenger RNA, 2091 nt
Organism: Aricia agestis (brown argus)
Lineage: Eukaryota; Metazoa; Arthropoda; Insecta; Lepidoptera; Lycaenidae
Product: muscarinic acetylcholine receptor M1-like
Exons: 11
Coding region: 184-2058 (624 amino acids)
Biological process (GO): regulation of apoptotic process; G protein-coupled receptor signaling pathway
Cellular component (GO): plasma membrane
Molecular function (GO): G protein-coupled receptor activity
Source: RefSeq, a predicted model, not a curated record
GCCUGCUCUAACCGGCAUCGCGUGUGAACGAAGUUUAACCAAACUGUGAUUGAAAGUUACAAGCUGUUACAUGUGAUAAGGAAUUGUUGCUGCAACUGGGAAAGUUACAUAAAGUACAUGUGAAUUUUAAUAUGGCGAAUACCAAGUCAAGUUGCGUGCGCCCUGACCGCGGGUGAAGGCAUUAUGAACGAUAAUAUACUGUUCGUCGCGUCCAGCUCCAUCCUGUACGAUGUCCCGGACAACAAGACAGACCGCGUGUACUAUGAGACGGUCAACACGUCCAAACCAAACGAAACCGAACCCGAGCUGCCGGAAGACGAGUUUAUAUUCGACAGAACAGAUAUUAGAGCUAUAUUUAUCACUCUGUACACCAUCGUGUUCUGCUGUUGUUUCUUCGGAAACCUCCUCGUAAUAUUAGUGGUGACGCUGUCGCGGCGGCUCCGCUCCAUCACUAAUUUCUUCCUGGCGAAUCUGGCGGUUGCGGACUUGUGUGUUGGUGUCUUUUGCGUCUUUCAGAACUUAACUAUAUACCUCAUACCAAGCUGGGUGUUCGGCGAUUUCCUCUGCAAGAUGUACCAGUUCGUGCACUCCCUGAGCUACACGGCGUCGAUCUUCAUCCUCGUGGUCAUCUGCACCGAGAGGUACUUCGCGAUCAUCCACCCGAUCACGUGCAAACAAAUUCUGACGUCAUCAAGAUUACGGCUGGUAAUAUUCGGCGUGUGGAUCACGAGCGCCGCCUACAGCGCGCCCAAGUUCAUAUGGGUGGAGACGAUAACCAACGACCUGGGCGACGGCAAGAUGGAGACGAUCUGUAUCCAGCACCGCAUGAAGUACAACUCCGAGAUCUUCGAUAUGGUCAACUUCGGCCUGCUGUACGUGACUCCGCUGUGCGUGAUGACGAUCCUGUACACUCGGAUCGCGGUGGGUUUAUGGAAGAGCUCGCACGGGCUGGGUCAGAUCGGGCACGGCCAGUGCUGCGGGUCGCAGUACAAGGACAAGUCGCCCAACUCCUGCGUCGAGCCCCAGAGAACCUUCGCGGGGAACUCCGAAACAAAGAUAGGGGCACCAACGAGCUUAAAAUGGUCUUCGAGCGGGAAGAAAACGCAAGAGGAGAACAACAUCGCUAUACAAGUGACCCCGCCUGAUCUCGAGGAAGAUGAUGAGGUGGUGCCUCCCCUUCGCGCCAGGAGGAAACUCAGCAGCCCCCUCACCAGCCUGCCCGCCUCCAUACAGGGACUCUCCGGAAAUGACCGACGUUCCUCGCCGACGCGUCUCUCGCCGCUGGACCGCACGAAGCGGCGGUUCAGCACGAUGGUGUCCAGCGGCGCCGCCGCCGCCGUGUCCCGCAGACUGUCCGCAACCAUCGGCUGGUGCCUGGCCACGCCCACGCAGGUCAAGCCGCAGAUCGUCCGCCAAGGCCGCGCCCUCUGCCUCCAGUACAUCAAGACGCAGAUACGACGGUCUACGACGUGCUCGUCGAAGCAAAUCGUAAUGAAGCGGGUGCAGACGAUGCUCGAGACGGAGUGCGGGGAGGAGGCCAUCAACAACGUGGAGACGGGAGUGCUGGCGGCAUUACGCGCGCUGUGCGCCGCCCUCGAGAGGAAGAAGUGUGAGGCGUUCCGGCACGUGGCGCGGCAGGCGACGCGCGCGCCCUCCACCAUGCUGCGCUCCGAGACUGCGCUCGGCGAGCUCGCCCUGGCCCUCGCCCGCCGCAUCACCAGGGACAACAUCACGUGGUCCAAGAUCGCGGCGGUAUUCUGCGUGUGCGGGGCCCUCGCCCGCGAGGCGGCGGAGGCUGCUGACGGGGAACCCGCGCUGGAGGUGGUCACCGCCCCGGCCGCCGCCAUCGCCGACCUGCUGCACGAGGAGGCCGGCUCCUGGGUAGCUGCUAAUGGAGGAUGGAACGGUUUGAUUGGCCGACUGCGAUCGAGCGAACGCGAUCAGAGAUCUGAGAAAAAUCUACGUGUGAUGGUGUCAUUCUUUGGGCUGGCCUGUCUGGUGCUGCUGCUGCUGCGGUGGGUGCUCCACGCACACCCAGCCUACAACAAUAACGAUUAGUUUAAGUCGCUUUCAAUAGUAAAAUACCAAAAA